AUGGAGAGAGCACACUACUCGCCACCCUGGGCGGAUACUAGCAUAAUCGGCAUAGCUGGGAGCUCUGGCUCUGGCAAAUCCACUUUGGCCCACAAAAUUGUCAGUUCGUUGAAUCUACCUUGGGUUGCCAUUUUGUCUAUGGACUCCUUCUACAGAGUCUUGACCCCUGAGCAACAUGUUGUGGCACAGAGGAAUGAAUAUGACUUUGACUCCCCAAGCUCAAUCGACUUCGACACCUUGGUCGAACGUCUUCAAGAUCUCAAGGCCGGCCGUCGAGCAGAAAUACCCAUAUAUUCGUUCGAGCAUCACCGACGUCAAGAUAGCACGGAAUCUCUUUACUCCCCCCAUGUAUUAAUACUAGAAGGCAUAUUUGCCCUUUAUGAUCAGCGCAUACUAGACCUGUUGGACCUGAGAAUAUUUGCAGAGGCGGAUGCCGACGUCUGCCUUGGACGAAGAAUAACCCGCGAUGUUAGAGAACGUGGUCGCGAUAUCGAGGGAUGCAUCAAACAAUGGAUGUCAUUUGUAAAGCCAAACUUCGAGAAAUUUGUUGAGCCGCAACGCAAGGUCGCAGAUAUCAUAAUUCCUGCCCGUCUGGACAACCGUGCGGCUAUCGACAUAGUGGUGGGACAUGUCAAGCGGACACUAAAGGAAAAGUCGAGAAAGCACCAAGAAGAAUUACAGAGACUCGGGAAACAGGUCGAGGACGAGCCCUUGUCAGAGAAUGUUCUGCUUUUGGAGCAGACCCGGGAGAUCGUCGGGAUGAACACGGUUAUCCAAAACCCAAUGACCGCGGAGGUAGACUUCAUUUUCUACUUCGACAGGUUAUCUAGCCUUUUGGUCGAGAGAGCCGUGGAAAACCUUCACUUCAAUCCAAAGGACGUACUAACACCCCAAGGUUAUCAUUACAAAGGCCUUGAAAUGGCCGGCGAAGUCAGCGCCGUCGUGAUAUCCCGUGGUGGAUCGUGCUUCGAGACAGGCCUCAGACGCGUUAUCCCUGACUGCAAAUGCGGACGACUUCUCAUACAGACGAGCUAUCGGACUGGCGAGCCCGAACUACAUUAUUGGAAGCUACCUUCUGAUAUUGCCUCACACGAUAGCGUGCUUCUACUGGAUCCACAGAUGUCGAGUGGCGGUGCAGCACUAAUGGCAGUAAAGGUGCUGGUAGACCAUGGAGUUUCGGAAGAGAAAGUGGUCUUCGUAACGUAUUUUGCGGGCAGGAUGGGAGUGAAUCGCCUAUUGAGCGUUUUCCCCAACAUGAAAUUAGUUGUUUGCAAGAUUGUUGAGGAUUUUCAGGAGAGGUGGCUCGAGGAAAAAUAUUUCGGUUGCUAG
This is a messenger RNA of Letharia lupina, 1329 nucleotides long. RefSeq lists its product as uncharacterized. Gene Ontology annotation, molecular function: ATP hydrolysis activity; kinase activity; ATP binding. Lineage: Eukaryota; Fungi; Ascomycota; Lecanoromycetes; Lecanorales; Parmeliaceae. Gene Ontology annotation, cellular component: cytoplasm. The transcript has 6 exons. The record is from RefSeq and is a predicted model, not a curated record. The coding region runs from base 1 to 1329 and encodes 442 amino acids.